Messenger RNA from Amoebophrya sp. A25, 1468 nucleotides. Lineage: Eukaryota; Dinophyceae; Syndiniales; Amoebophryaceae. The record is from the annotation of a GenBank genome assembly.
UGUCGUUUUCAUGGUCUCUUAAGCCUUUAGUAUGGGCAUCUCUUGUUGCUUAGAUAUUUAGUCUUGCUUCAUAGUAUGAUCAGACUAUCUUCUCUUAGUUACUGGAGAGUAACUCUACUUAGAAGAUCUUUUUUGGUCGUAGUUCUAAACCUCGGGCAUCAAACGCUGUACCCACUAGAUGACGUUCUGCCUAAUGGGAGACACGCAGGCGACGUUUCACACGCUCCAGCUCAAGAUGAAGAAUCCCCAAGCAUCCCCGCGACGGCGUUUCCGAAUAGAGGAGGUUAUGGCGAUGUUUCUCCGAUGAGGUCAAGGGGAGGUAAGGAGUAUCAUGUUCAACAAAUAUAUGUUGAAUACCCUCCUCGUCGAGGUCAAGUAGCAGGAGCAGAAGCAAUUGCAGGUGGAGGAGAUGCUCAACAAGAAUACUCUCGUCAAGUAGAAGCAGUUGGAGGUAUUGGAGCUGGAGCUGCGUACCAUCAGGAUGUUCUUGAAUCAUCUGCAGUUCGUUUCGACGUUUUUCCCAGGAGGCCCUUUCUUGACGAGCAUGGGGGUGAGGACAAGUACUCCACAAGUCCUCCGUUCAGGAGAAGAGAAAAAGAGAGGACGGCACAACGUCAGCAGCAUGUUGCCUGACACGAAGCAGAAUCCCUCAAGUAAAUGAGUUUUCAAGACAUACACCAGGGAAACGAGGAAUGCAAAUGCAAAGAGGACACGCACACAAACUGCCCUACUUUGUAGAGUUGUGUUUCUAUCCUUGCGUGGAGUCAUGCUUCUAAGCUUCCUAGCAAAGACCUCGUCACGCAUCGAGCUCAAGUGCAGAGCAUUCGAGACCUCAUCUUCGGCAAAACGUAACGUGUGCCGUAGUGAUGAAUAAUGAUAAUGAUUUAUAAAUGCAUUGAAUUAAAUUCAUCAAAAAGUUUCUUAUGCAAUAAGCAUUUGUGCAGUUGUACGCAAGAUCUGAGAUGAUUUGCAUUCAAGUUUUCAAGAGCCAAGUAGCCGUCGUUCUGUUUCGUAGUAGUCAUUCUUUUUACAACUGUCAAAAUACAAUUCCCUACGCCCUCUAAGGUUGAUUUUUUCGAACUUUCUUUGCAUAGUCAGUUUCAAUAUUUCCGAGAAAAAUGUUCGAAGUGAACGUAGCGUCGUGGAGUAAGUGAUUACAAGUGUGUAGUAAGUGAUUACAAGUGUGUAGCUUUCAAGAUGGUCUGGGACUGACGCAAAAGGCGUCUUUCUCCUACCGCCUCAGAGCAAGUAGGCGCCGCUUUAUGCAUCUUGCAAACCGAUCUUCGAUUUGAAUACUUCUAAUGAUACGCGUACCUUGUACUAGUUCUUCAAGCAGCACGCUUGAACACGACUUACAACUCUUUUUCACCACGCAACAUUGAGUACUUUUUCGCAUUUUUUUCAACACCUGAACGCAAUUGAAUUGGGGGAUGAAUAUCAAAAACAUGCUCUCACGACACGCGCACAC